AUCCCUCCUGCCGGGAAGCGCACUCCUGAUUACCCCACAGGAUUGGCUGCUAUUCGCCUCUCCUUCUCCGGCAGGGCUUCGCACCCGCUCGGUCAUUUCCCUCUCCCCUUCCUUAGCGUCGCUACUGCCAUAAGGAUAUAUUCCCUCGUUUAGGAAAGUGAGCUCAAAGGGAGUGCCAACGGAGCAGAAGUGGCAGACGUGCAGAUGGAUGUCAAGACCAUGGCAGUGCCACCUUGGAUAAUUUUUCACUGCUGUGAAAUGGCAGGCUCAGGCCUGGAGACGUUCCUACUCCACCUAAUCUUAAACAUGAGCAACUAAAAGAGAAGAGGGAGCCCAGCAGAUCUUAUUCAGGAAAAAUUCCCCAAACUCUUCUAGUCAGUGGGAGUUUCACACCAUGAAAGGCCACAAGAUGAGUGUGCUCAUCUUUCCCUGUCUGCCCAGUCCUGCCCAGAGGUGAGGUACUGGAUCUCAGUGCAGCAGCUUCCCUCGUGCCUUGGAGAGGAAUUGCAGCACAAUGGCUGCGUUCCCUGUCCUGGAGCAAGAAGCAUUAUUCCGGAACGGUACCUGGAGCUAUCGAAUUCCAGCCCUGCUCUACCUGCCACGGUUCAGCAUGAUCCUGGCCUUUGCUGAGGAACGAGAGGACCUAGUGGAUGAACAUGCCAAGCUGAUAGCCAUGCGCAGAGGCGUGUAUGACCCAGCCACGCAGCACGUUCAGUGGAAAAGGAUGGAGACCCUUGUCAGUGCACAGCUUGAAGGCCACCGAUCUAUGAACCCCUGCCCGGUAUAUGAUGAAGUCUCGGGGAAACUCAUCUUGUUCUUCAUAGCCGUCCCAGGAAAGAUCUCUGAGCAGCAUCAGCUGAGGACAAAAAUCAACCUGGUACGUCUCUGCUACGUCACUAGCAUGGACCAAGGACGCACCUGGAGCACUGCCCAGGAUGUCACCGACAGGACCAUUAGGAAUGAGUACAAGAACUGGGCCACAUUUGCGGUGGGUCCAGGUCAUGGAUUGCAAUUGCUCAAUGAGGCCCGGAGCCUUGUGAUUCCUGCCUAUGCCUAUCGUAUCUUGGACCCCAAGCAACACCCCACCCCUCAUGCCUUCUGCUUCAUCAGCUCUGACCAUGGGAUAACAUGGGAGAAGGGGAACUUUGUGGGGGAGGAGAGUGCAGUGGAGUGCCAGGUAGCAGAGGUGCAUACCUGUGGCAGAAAGGUCCUUUACUGCAAUGCAAGGAGCAACAGGGGAGCCAGGAUCCAGGCUGUCAGCUACAACCAUGGGCUGGACUUCGAGGGAGGCCAGCGGGUUGAAAUGCUAAUAGAACCUCCCUCGGGAUGCCAUGGAAGUGUUACUGCCUUUCCACCUCCCCCGGAUGCCAGAUGUCAAGAUAGUUGGUUACUCUACGCUCAUCCUACAGACCCAAGGGGUCGAAAAGAUUUAGGAAUUUACCUCAACAAAAGCCCUUUAAAUCCAGCACACUGGACAAAACCCAGCAUACUCUUCAAGGGCCUGUGUGCUUAUUCGGAUCUGCAGUACAUGGGCGUUGGGCCUGAUGGCUCACCUUUGUUCUCCUGCCUCUUUGAAUAUGGGACCCACAGACAAUGUGAAGAGAUUAUUUUUGUCAUGUUCACCUUGAAGCAAGCCUUUCCCUCAGAACACUGAGUCUCAAGCCUUUCCAUCAGCAUCCUUCCAAAAACCAUCUUUGCUGAUGCUUUUUACUGUCAUUUCUCAUCCCUUAGCAAAAGGGUAUUUUUUUACUCCUGCUGCACACAUAGUUUGGUGUUGGCUUGUUGUGUCUGUAGAUUGUGAAGUCCAUUAAACAUACCACAACACA
Molecule: messenger RNA, 1826 nt
Organism: Vidua chalybeata
Lineage: Eukaryota; Metazoa; Chordata; Aves; Passeriformes; Viduidae
Gene: NEU2
Product: neuraminidase 2
Exons: 6
Coding region: 515-1654 (379 amino acids)
Biological process (GO): oligosaccharide catabolic process; ganglioside catabolic process
Cellular component (GO): membrane; lysosome; cytoplasm
Molecular function (GO): exo-alpha-sialidase activity
Source: RefSeq, a predicted model, not a curated record